Molecule: messenger RNA, 654 nt
Organism: Lasiodiplodia theobromae
Lineage: Eukaryota; Fungi; Ascomycota; Dothideomycetes; Botryosphaeriales; Botryosphaeriaceae
Product: Ribosomal protein s17
Exons: 2
Coding region: 1-654 (217 amino acids)
Biological process (GO): translation
Cellular component (GO): ribosome
Molecular function (GO): structural constituent of ribosome
Source: RefSeq, a predicted model, not a curated record
AUGCCGACGCCCGGGAACGCAUAUCGCCAAUUCACCGGCGUUGUCGUGUCGGCCGGCAAGAUGAUGAGGACGGUGAAGGUGCGCAUACCGGGUCAGAAAUGGGACAAGCACAUCCGCAAGGACUUUCCUGCGCCUUACCACGUCCUCGUUUCGGAUCCUACCGAAUCCGCCAGGGAAGGAGAUGUUGUCACUCUGCGGAACGGGUGGAGGACAUCAAAACAGGUGCACCAUGUCGUCACGAGCAUUGUGGCUCCGUUCGGGCCCGCGAUUUCCGAACGACCACCCAUACCGACCGAGCAAGAGCGGCAGCAGCAGCUCCUCCGGGCGCAGCUAGAGAAGGACCUCAGAAAGGCGGCAUCGGGCAGGAGUGUGUCAAAACAGCGCAUUCGGGAGAUUGCUCGGGAUGAGACGCGGUUGCAGGAGCUUCCGGAGAGCCUUGUGGCGGCCAUAAUGGAGACCGGAGGGCCUCGCCCCGCCGAGAGAGGUGAAGAGCAGACGCAGAUGCCUCCGAUCAACGUUCGGGCAGGGCAGAACGUGGCCGCCGCCGCGAAGUACACGGAAAAGGGUCUCGAGAACGAGAAGCAAUUGGAGCAAGUUCAAAAGGCGGCCGGAUCCGUGGCCGAGGACGUAGCGAGAGGCGGCAAGGCCAUCUAG